CAAUUGGUCAAUUUCGGAGAAUUUUGUCUCUUCAUCUCUUUUUCCAAAUCUCAAUCUAAUCCUUCAUUUUUCUCUCAAUUUCCAUAGGCUUCGAAAUUAUUCCUUUUCAAUUUCUUUCCGUUUAUGCCAUGGCUGUUGCUGCCUUCAAAUCCUCUUCGAGGAGAAGGGAUUUAACUUCUCCUUCGGGUGUCGCAUCUUCUGCGAGAGAAUCCAGAGAAGAAGAGCGCAAGAAAGCUCCGAUUCGAAGGUCAAAGAGUGUGAGUGCUUUCUCAAGGACCAGCUUGGACAUUUCUACUGAGUUUAUUAACAAAAGGGAUAAUCCUUUGUUUUGGAGCAGCACAUCACCUCGAGAUGGUCAAAUCAAAUCUAUGGAAAGGGAAGGAACUGCUAAACUGGACGAAACGGCAACUACUACCUUGGAUCCUGCUAGUGCGAAGUCUAGUAAUUCGGAUGGUGGAUAUGAUAGGAGGGGAAGAUCCGUGACGAGAGAUAAUGCAUUUAGCUGUAAGGGGUCAAUGAUGGGUAGGAAGGAAGCGGGACGGAGUUUAUACGGACUGGACACUAGCCGGAGCAAUCGUUCGGCUUCGCAAGUUCCUGUUUCCAGGCGGCAUUAUUCGACUUCUGAGAGCGAAGCUGAGCAAGAUUGUAGCAUAAAAAAAUCUAAAGAUGGAAACAAUUUAAAGUUAUUGGGGAGUAAUGGCAAAGGUGGUUUGUCCAGAAGCAACAAUGGUGUGCUCGAUCAAAUGAAAAAAUUGCAGACUUGGUCUAGUCAGCAUUCCUCUCCUGCCAUUUCUGAUAAUUCAGCUGCAAUUUUGUCUCAUUUGCAUAAACAAACCUGUGAAGAUGCAGCUUCACUUUCAACAACCAGUUCAGUAUGUGGUUCUGAAGAGAAAACCAUGAAAGCAGUUUGUGAACAAAUGAAGUCGGAAUCGCCAGAUAUGUUGGAAGCUAGUGAUAUAUAUGAAACAGUUCGUUCUGAAGUGAGGCGUGCUAUUUUUGAGAUUCAGAAUGACCUUGAGAGUGGCAUCAAGCUGUUGACAAGGGCAAGCUCAAUCGUCUUCCCUAGGAUCCCAGAUAAGGAAAUGCCAACGAAAUCUCAUUUUUUAAUUUCCUGUGCUAUCCGAAGGAAUAAUGCUACUGCUGUGGCUAUUAAGAAUGUGGCUGAUAUUCCUCCUGACUUGGUAAACCCUGGCGCAGUUGAGUUGGUGUUGGAGAUUAGAAGAGAGUAUUCCAAAAAGCUUGAGGAGGUGAUUUUCAAUUUUUGCACUGUCAACCUUGUAAUAAACACACAGUCCCAGGAGCGGGCGAGAAAACUCCAGGCUGACCUGGCUGUAGAGGAACAUCGGACUCAAGAACUGGAUAGAAUAUUGAAGGAAGUUCUUCCGUAUCCAAAGACCCCAAAUGUGCAGAAGUCUCGUCCAUCAAGAAAAGCUAGCAUUGAAAGAAGAAAAAUGUCAAAACGGCUUGCAGAAGAUGCCUUGGCAUAUUUUGAUGAGUGUGUAUCAUUAUCCCCAUUUGAUGGUUCUGACUUUUCAUCACAAGACGACCCACCACUCAAUUUAUUUGGGUCUCCUGUGCCAUGCGGAAACCAUUUGCCUGAGGGGUUCUGCUCUCCAGAGCAAUCCAUAACCAAUCAUAAUGGAGUUUCACGAUCGAAUCAAAGUAUUGAUAUCAUGGCAUCUGCACAAUGUCAAUUUAGUCCAGGUGGUUCCAAAUUCCAGUUCUCCUUUGCAAAGAAGCCAUUUGAAACCUCUGAUCCUCAUCAUGGCAUUCAAGAGUACAUCAAGAACUUCGACAAAAAUGUGCUCAAAUUGUCCAAUGUAAGAUCAUCAAAUUACUACGAUCUUGAUCGGUAUGAUUACAGUCCAUCUGCUGAGAAUUUGUUGACUGAUAAUGUAUUGAUGAAGACCAGAGUAGAGUCAGGUAGCUUGUUACUUUGUGGUGGUGGUAACUUCUCUAAAUAUUGUGGUAUAAUAAUUUAAUAGGAAAACAUGAAAUAAGCAAUACGGUUCCAUAGGCAUGUUGUUUUUUCCCC
This is a messenger RNA of Neltuma alba, 2035 nucleotides long. RefSeq lists its product as uncharacterized. NCBI's taxonomy places the organism in Eukaryota, Viridiplantae, Streptophyta, Magnoliopsida, Fabales, Fabaceae. Bases 129 to 1982 code for a protein of 617 amino acids. The record is from RefSeq and is a predicted model, not a curated record. The transcript has 9 exons.